AUGUCGCUGGAUCAGCCGGCCCAGAACCUCACAGAAAACAGUACGGUGGAUCUGAUAACCCAGGAAUUGGGUCGCCGGCUUUUCUAUGUCACCUUGGUAGGAUAUCAGACUCUGCAUCAGAUAGGUUCUUCAGACAUCAAAGUUCAUAUACCCCCGGAGACUCCAAGUGAUCGGUAUCCACCGCUCCCGCUCGAAAUCGAUGACGAGUUCCUCUUCUCAACCCAUGUCAGCCCUCAGCCUGCAGAGCGGGUAUCGCGGCUUGUCGGAUUUAACGCAAACGUGCGAGUCUACAGCUCGAACAGUGCCUUGUUGGCCUGGGAAAUUGCAUUUGGCAGCGGCCAGAUCUUCGAUUGGGAGCAUCAGCGCUCCUGUCUGGCAGAAUGCCUGCAGAAGGCGAAAUCUGCUCUUGUGAACGUCCCUGCUGAGCUGUCUCUCUUCCAUCCCAAGAAAAUAUCCUCUGCUGGGUUAUCCGGGCUGAACGAGGACGGCUCGAUAUUUGACUAUCCACAUGAUCACAUCCAUCAGGAACGGCGCGCAAUUCAGUAUGAGAUCCAGAAGGCCAAUAUCUAUGCCAGUCAGCUCUGUACGAGAUCCUACCUUGUUGAGAAAUACUGGAGUCUGUUUGAGACGUUCACGAAAUAUGGCAAUUCAGCGAAAAUAUCUGUCCCGAAGAUUCCUACCUCGCACAUCAAGACCGAAUCCUCAUCAGAAGCACCUACUGAGCCCGCCACAGUGGCGUCCGCAGAUACAACUUCACAGGCUCUGGCCCAUGCACAGACAGACUCCAUUGGCCGCGUGAUGGCCGAAGAGCGAAAGUUGGUCAUUAAGGAAUUCUUCAUCCUCUUACGCACCGUCAACGAAGUAAACAUGGAGCCCAACGGUGCCAGCAUUACAAACAAAAUUCGCCAGGUAGCAUCCACCCUCCUCAAUCAAACAUCAACCACCAUUCCAACUGAAGAUUUAUCCUCAAUUACCGCGGCCGGAGAACACGUCCUCACGGCCGCCGAAGCGGAAUCCUACCUCUUCGCGUUCAUCGACACCCUCAUCCGCCUCGAAGGUCACUCUUCCGCGCCCGUAGACCCUGGCAAUGGGCCUGGGGGCGUGAGUCCACGCGCCAACGGUCGCGCCAUGAGUUAUCUAAGUGACUACGAGCGUGACCAGGAGGAGCUGAGCCAGUGGGCUAGCUUGAAGGAGUACCAGCAGAAGUUUGCGGAAGCAGGGGGUGUCUUGUCGGAGUUAUAG
Penicillium cinerascens is the source of this 1242-nucleotide messenger RNA. RefSeq lists its product as uncharacterized. Bases 1 to 1242 code for a protein of 413 amino acids. Gene Ontology annotation, cellular component: nucleus. NCBI's taxonomy places the organism in Eukaryota, Fungi, Ascomycota, Eurotiomycetes, Eurotiales, Aspergillaceae. The transcript is spliced from 2 exons. Gene Ontology annotation, molecular function: sequence-specific DNA binding. The record is from RefSeq and is a predicted model, not a curated record. Gene Ontology annotation, biological process: positive regulation of transcription by RNA polymerase II.